Messenger RNA from Drosophila guanche, 771 nucleotides. Its product is annotated as pyroglutamyl-peptidase 1. Lineage: Eukaryota; Metazoa; Arthropoda; Insecta; Diptera; Drosophilidae. The record is from RefSeq and is a predicted model, not a curated record. Gene Ontology annotation, biological process: proteolysis. Bases 91 to 759 code for a protein of 222 amino acids. Gene Ontology annotation, cellular component: cytosol. Gene Ontology annotation, molecular function: pyroglutamyl-peptidase activity. The transcript is spliced from 2 exons.
UCAUUGACCAACCAAUUUCGCUGUACCGAGAUUACAAAAAAAUAAAUAAAAAUAAUUCCGCUGUCACACUGAAGAUUUACAAAUCCAACGAUGUCGUCGUCGGAGGGAAAACUAAUUGUUGUCUCUGGUUUCGGACCAUUUAUUGGACAUGAGGAGAUCAAUGCCAGUUGGGAGGCUGUAAAGUUGCUGCCGGAGAUGCUCACUCACAAUGGCAUUGAAUAUGUAGUGGUGAAGCGCCUGGUUCCGGUCGAGUACAGAGCAGUGGAUGAGGCGUGUAAAGAGAUAUGGAGCCGCCAGCCAGAGAUGGUCAUACAUGUCGGAGUAUCGGGUAUAGCUAAAUGUGUUUAUGUCGAGAAGCUGGCCUAUAACCACAAGUUCCGGCGGGCAGACAAUUCCGGUCAGUAUUUGUCCAACGGUAGUUGUGUCCUCCCGCACAAUGGCAGGGCAAAUGUUUUGCGCUGUGGCCUUGACGUGGAUAAGAUUGUAGAGGCUGUAAAUGCAACAUGCGAGUCGUGUGUGGCCCCCGUACUUUCGAACAGUGAUAAGCCUUUGGGUGCUACAAGGGCCUCCAAAAAUGUGGGCGACUUUCUAUGCGGCUACAUAUAUCUGAAGUCUCUCGACGUGGACUCCAAGAGAAGUGUGUUUGUGCACGUACCCCCAAUAAAUAGACCAUUUAGUACCCUCCAAACGGCGGAUAUUGUUUUGAAAAUCAUUCAAGAAUGCGUUCAACAAGUGGACGCUUCUGCAUGUGUAAAUUAAAUUCCAUAUAAA